Messenger RNA from Puccinia triticina, 612 nucleotides. RefSeq lists its product as uncharacterized. The record is from RefSeq and is a predicted model, not a curated record. NCBI's taxonomy places the organism in Eukaryota, Fungi, Basidiomycota, Pucciniomycetes, Pucciniales, Pucciniaceae. Bases 1 to 612 code for a protein of 203 amino acids. The transcript is spliced from 6 exons.
AUGUCUCUCAUCCUGAAAUCAGAGAGCGACCACUCUGACCAAGAUCUUGAUCAUUCCCCGUCCACAAACGCGCAAGCCUUGAAUCGCCCCCGCACAGACGAAGGUGUUGAACAAUCUCAGGAUUUUGUCAAGAGGAAGGCUCGUGAUAUCCUCAUGAGCAGGAGCUGUGCGGUCUACGGGUCCGACAAGCCCCGCAAUGCCCCUCGGCGUUCGAAGAGCUUGCUGACAUUAGUUCUGGAGGAAAUCAAUGCGCAGAACAACCAGUUCAAACGGGAUUACCUGCCGCGAGGUUACAUAGAUGGGGAGCUUGCAGCUUUGGGCAGCGUGGAUAGAUUUCUCUUGACAAACAUUCAGGGAGCAGCCAGUAGGGAAAACUUGCUCCCGGUCCCCACCAUUAGUGCUUUGCUUGUUCAGAUGAGAACCAGUUUCACACCGCCCAUCCCGGGAGCACUGGUCCUGUCCUACGAUCAUGCCAUGUUUGGUCAAGACCUGUGGUCUGAGAUGGACGCGGCGAGUAUUGCUCUGCCAACUGAGGAGCAGAUUUCGGCCCGCAUGGAAUCCAAUGCCUCCGGCAAAGAACCAGCCUUCCAAGAUGACGCAGCCAAUGCCUGA